This is a messenger RNA of Daucus carota subsp. sativus, 1530 nucleotides long. RefSeq lists its product as uncharacterized. Gene Ontology annotation, molecular function: RNA binding; transcription coregulator activity. Gene Ontology annotation, cellular component: nucleus. Gene Ontology annotation, biological process: regulation of DNA-templated transcription. Lineage: Eukaryota; Viridiplantae; Streptophyta; Magnoliopsida; Apiales; Apiaceae. Bases 118 to 1293 code for a protein of 391 amino acids. The record is from RefSeq and is a predicted model, not a curated record. The transcript is spliced from 3 exons.
UAUUAUUGGUAAAGUUGCACACACAUAGCUUCUUUUUAAUUAGGGUUCUCACUUCUCUCCAACCAAUUUAUUUAUUUAUUAUUAGCGAGAGAGAGAUAGAGAGAGAGCGCGAGAGAGAUGAGUUCGAGAGAGAAAGAUCCGGCGAUGCCACAUCAGCCUCUUCUCAGUAGUCUCGUCGUCCGGCCAAGUGACAGCGACGGCGGUGGCGGUGGUAGCGACUACGAGCCCGGCGAGGUCCGACCCGGCCCGCCUCCCUAUUCUCGCUCCGAACAAUUUGCUGACGGAUAUAGAGUGCGUGCAGGUUCAGCUUCUCCUGUGCGACGCAGAACUACUGAGCGUCGCUAUAGUCCUGAAUUUGAUCAUCAAAAUGGUCCACCUCGCAGUCAUGGAUUUGGCAGAGGAAGAGAUCCUCCAAGAUAUCGAGAUCAUUCACCUCCUUAUGGUCAUAUGAGGGAAGGUGGCAGGUUUAAUGGUAGAGGUUUGGGUCCAGGGACAUUCAGGGGGGACGACCUGCCUAGAAACAGUCCUAAUGUGCGCCCCAGGGAAGGAGAUUGGGUAUGCCCUGACCCCAGAUGCAAUAACUUGAACUUUGCAAGGCGAGAGUCCUGUAACAAGUGCAAAAGGCCUCGUUAUGAUCUAGCUCGGAGUCCUAGGAGGGGUUAUGCUGGGUUUCCACCUCCUUUUGCUCGGCGCUACCCUGGACCAGGACCUGCACUAGACCGUUAUCCUGGGAGGCCCAUGAGUGGUUACAGAUCCCCUCCUCGGGGUUGGGCUAGGAGUGGUCCUAGAGACUUUGGGCUCGGUGGUCCUCCAAAUCGCAGGCGUGAAGGUCGUUUUCCUGAUCAUCCAAUGCGCAGAGAUCAUCCAGAUUAUAUUGAGGACAGAUUCAGGGACAGGCCGAGGAUUGAAAGACCAAUGCCGCUGGAUUGGGAUAGAGAGCGGGAAAGAGACCAUUUAUUAAGCGACAGAAAAGGGUAUGAGAGGCGACCACUAUCUCCACCUGAGCCUCCUACAUUGCUUCCUCCUCGUGGUCACUGGCCUCAUGACAUGAGAGGGAGGAGUCUGUCUCCGGUCAGGGAUGUACCUCCGCCAAGGCCUCAUGAUGUGAGAGAGAGGAGUCGGUCUCCAGUCAGGGAUCUACCUCUGCUUAGGCCCCAUGACGUGAGAGAGAGGAGUCGGUCUCCGGUCAGGGAUCUACCACCACUAAAGAACUACCGCAGGGAUAUCUACAUGGAAAGAGAUCGAGAUGACAGGCGGACACUGGGACGCGAUCGAGUUGGGGAUGCCUACUGAGUCCUGUUGGAGCAAAUCACAAUUACUUGUAGUGGCCUCGAUAGGUAUGUUAGAGGAGACCAUAUGAUACCUUACAAGUCUUGCUGCUUCCAUAAAACAAUUUCUUGGUGCUGUUGUGAGCCCAGAAGAGACUCAUACUCUCUUUUAUAUCGUGUUAUCAUUGUCUUCAUCACUUUUAUCCCUGAUCCAGUAUUUUGCAGUUAGUUUGCAGAAGCGAAACUAAGGUUACAUUCUCUC